AUGGCCGGAAGCACAUUAUGGAGAAACACCGUAUGGACCUUAUUCGGCUUACGUGACUACACAAAAAGUGGUUACGAACGCAAUUCUAAAAAAUUCAAUAAGAACGCGUUAAACGCUGACCUAACGGAGAAAGUUGCCAUAGUAACGGGCGCUAACUCCGGUCUCGGAAAAUAUGUAGCCACCGAAUUGUAUAGAAGAAACGCUACUGUUUAUAUGCUCUGUCGUGAUAUUACUCGAGGUGAACAAGCGAGAAAAGACAUAAUCAAAGAAGUCGAAGAAAUUAAAGUUGAAGGCCUUGAUUCCAAGGUUAAAGUUAAUGAAACGUCGUUGAAGUUGCGUAAAGUCGAUAUUUCUGAUUUGAAGAAUGUUCGAGAGUUUGUGGAAAGUUUGAAGAAUGAGAAUGACGGAAAAUGUCAUAUUUUGGUUAAUAAUGCAGGGGUAAUGAACCAAAAACGUGAAUUCACAUCUUAUGACGUUGAAACAAAUUUUGCUUGCAACACACUGGGUACAUAUUAUCUCACAAAAUUAAUGUUUCCAUUAAUGCAAAAAACUGGACCUGGAGCGAGAAUCAUCAUAGUCUCUUCCGGAGGAAUGUAUACAAACAAACUAGACGUCGAAGACUUGCAAUUCGAAAAACUAAACCCAUUCGAUGGCACAACGGCUUACGCUCAAAACAAACGACAACAAGUAGAACUGACCGAAUACUGGUCAAAGAAAUAUCCCGAACCCGAGACUGGCGUGAAAUUCGUCGCUUUGCAUCCCGGAUGGAGUGAUACUCCUGGUGUAAGCACUUCAAUGGAAACUUUCUAUAGACAUGCGAAAUCUUACCUACGCUCUAUUCCUCAGGGCUGUGAUACGAUUUUAUGGUCUGCAUUCUCCGAAGAAGCGGAAAAAGUUCCGAGCGGAUCUUUUAUUUUUGAUCGUGAAGUUGUCCCGACGCAUUUGCCUCUUGCAAAGACAAGGUCGAAACCAGUAGAUGUUGAAAAGUUAGUAAAUGAAAUUGAAAAGUAUAUUACUAUUGGAUUGGAGGAACCAUCCGCUGAAGAAAAUUUUGCGAGCAUUUCCUCAUAA
Ambispora gerdemannii is the source of this 1071-nucleotide messenger RNA. The record is from the annotation of a GenBank genome assembly. NCBI's taxonomy places the organism in Eukaryota, Fungi, Glomeromycota, Glomeromycetes, Archaeosporales, Ambisporaceae.